GCCGUCGGUGGAGAGAGAGAAGAGGCUGCCGGCUCUCAGAUGCUGCUGCAGGAUAUUUAGCUCUCCAGAAAUACAGAAAAGUGGCUUAGUUUAGUUCAGGAUGCUUCCGUAAAAACCCACCGAGUGUCCUUAGAGGGGUUACAAUCAAACCUUCUGAUAUAAGCUUUGCUUCUUUCAUAUUCCUGGAGAGCUUUAUGCACCUCGUUUCCAAACAUGAUCGGGAGAGGACUGUUCGUUUUGACUCUACUGUCAAGCUGCGUUCUGUCAUUGCCAGUGACUCCAAGUCAGCUGGAGAAUGAGGACGUGAAGGUGAUGAAAUGCAUUGUGGAGGCGUUGGCAGAUGUCCUCUCGAGACCCCGCCCCGAACCUGUCAGUCAGGAGUGUUUGACCAUGCUGAAGACAGAUGACAGGCUUGUUUCCAUUCUACGACAUCAUAACUUUCUGAAGGAGCUGCAGGAGAUCGCUGUUCGAGGUGGUCAGGAGAGAGCUCUGUUGCAGAGAGAUGCUACAGCUGAACCAACCACACAGUCUCCUCAGACUGCGGAUGAUUUUGCUGAUCGAUCCAUGUUGGAGGCUUUAGGAGGCCCAGGUGAACGAUCCAUCCUGUCCCAGCAGAAGAGGGAUGGAAAUGGAGACAGAGAGGAAGGCAAGGAGGACAGCCGGGGAAAUGGAGAGUCACAGGAGGACAAUCACGUCGCUGGAGAGGUGAAAGAGAAGAGGGGAAAGAACGAGAGCCCAGGAAGUCACGCCUCCGAGUCUGAGGAUGAGUCCACUGAGGGCAAGGCCGAGAAGAGGGAGAAAGAAGAAGAAGAAGAAGAGAAGAGAGCAAAUUCAGAGGAGGAACACGUGAUUAAGCAGAAGAAAGGUGCUGGAUCUGGUGAAAAGGGAGAUGCUCCCAGUUUUAAAUCAAAAGAGAAGACCUUUGUUGAAGAAGAAUGGGACGAUGUCAAGAGAUUUGCACCAGAGAAGAAACAGGAAGAGGAUGAAAGAGAGACGAAGAAGGAGGGGAGCCUGAAGCGAUGGGUCAAGAGGGGCAAGGCUUUGGCGUUAAGGAAGAAAGCAGUCGGAAAGGAGCUCAACACAGAACAGGAGGUGCCACAUCACUCGCAAGAGCUCACGGAGGAAGAGGAGGAGAAGAAGAGAAACACCCAGGAGACUCCAGAGGAGAAGGAGCUGCAGAUGAUCGCUAGAAGGACACCUGAGGAGAGGAGCGGGCUGGAGGAGGAGGGGGGGAGCGGCAGCCGGAAGACAGAGCAGGAGCCAGAGAUUGAAAGCCUGGCAGCCAUCGAGUCAGAGCUGGAAAAUGUUGCCCAGAAACUCCAUGAGAUGCGGCGAGGCUGAGAGAGAGAUUGGCUUAAAAAAAGUUGACAUCGCAACCUCCUCUGCCCCCUCGUCCUCCUCCGCUUCAUCGGCUGCCUGUUUUACACAGAUAGAGCGUUUGAGUAUGUGACAAGAGUUUGUUAUCUUUCGCUAUUGUUCCAGAGGGUGCCCACUUGCUCCACACAGCUGCGGCCUCCUCUGUGUCCUCCUUUCCCUCGCAUAGAUUAGCAUACAGUAGAUGCACAUAGCAGUAAGACUUGCAUACUAAAAAACAAACAGAUGCACAAGUUCUGUGCGUUCUAACACAUAACAAAUAUUCAGAGCACACAGCAAAGCUCCUGUCAGUAGAUUGACAACAUGUUUCUCCCUUUUCUUUGACAAUCAGCUCUCUCUUUUUUUGCAUAUGUAUCUCGCCUGCUUCAAAAUUAUUUUAACACUGCAAUUGGAUUUGUGUUGAAGCAUAUGCAGGUUGAAACACACAGACAAGGUGAGGUUGUACAAUAGCGGCAUAUAUACAUGUGCAGAGCUCUUUUUGCGAUGCUUACCUAGGGGACAGAUAAGAAGAUGUAGAUGCUUACUUAUUACAGAUACAGAUGACUCUAAUCAUGCCAAGGCAAUAAGUGAACAUUUUUAGCAGAUGAUGAACUGCAAUUCAUUUAUGUAAGAAAACCAAUAAAUUGAAUAGUUUAACUUGAAA
Trematomus bernacchii (emerald rockcod) is the source of this 2017-nucleotide messenger RNA. RefSeq names its product chromogranin A (gene chga). The coding region runs from base 214 to 1341 and encodes 375 amino acids. Lineage: Eukaryota; Metazoa; Chordata; Actinopteri; Perciformes; Nototheniidae. The record is from RefSeq and is a predicted model, not a curated record. Gene Ontology annotation, biological process: defense response to bacterium; negative regulation of catecholamine secretion; negative regulation of insulin secretion. The transcript is spliced from 8 exons. Gene Ontology annotation, cellular component: chromaffin granule.